Molecule: messenger RNA, 2106 nt
Organism: Plasmodium coatneyi
Lineage: Eukaryota; Apicomplexa; Aconoidasida; Haemosporida; Plasmodiidae
Product: SICA antigen
Exons: 2
Coding region: 1-2106 (701 amino acids)
Source: RefSeq, a predicted model, not a curated record
AUGAAUUACAGCGAAUGGAAAACCCUAAUCGCCCUAUGUGAAAAUUUGGAUGAUAACCUUGACACUGGCAUGAGUAAGUAUGAAGACUUCUGUAAAAUUAUGAUAAGGAAUAUACUUUUAAUUACAGCUCCGGGAAAUCAAUAUAGAAACCAAGGAGGAGGGGGAACAUGUAAGAGGGAAGUAAAGGGCAUUCCACUAUGCAGCUUGUUAAAAGUGUGGAUGGAGUAUAUGCGGUACCUCUGUGCUCCAUGGAAAAUAAUGGAACAUGCUUUUAAUGGAGUGGACCAAGUGAAGGAAAAUCUCUUCCAGGAUAAGAACCUUGUACCGUGUGAUUAUACAAAAUAUGCUGGCCUUUAUAGAGAAGGCACGGACAUGUUACCUGGAAUAUGGAAAUUGUUGCAUGAGGGUGUUAUUCAUAAUAGAGUGGGCAUUGUAACCAAACACAGGUGGUGCACUGAUCAUGGUACAAUGAGGACUCGACAUAAUGCCCCAGUGGUUUCAGCGCGUGCGCGUAACGAUGGAAGUGUGGCUGAUGCAGCAGUGAGUAGUGAUCAAAAACUAAGGGAGUUGCAAAGUGAUAUUGAAAAAAUGGAGGAAGAAUUAAAAAAGGAACAGGAAGCAGAACUAGAGCUUUUACAUGAUGCCCUGCAAGAAGCCAUAGAAGAAAGUAAUAAACAGGCACAACCUGAACAACAACAUCCACCCCCACCUCCGCAACCAGCACGACCAGCAAAUCCAGAAGAUCCAGGAGGACAACAACCACCACCACCUCCUCCACCACCGGCACCCCCCGUCCUUCCUCCUGUUAACGAGGGUGAAGGUCCUCAAUUGAAGAAUGAUGAUCAAUCGGAAGAUCGUAAAAAGUCUCCCAGUAAGACUCCAGAUGACUAUGAUACGGGUUCUGUUGCUGUUUCUUGGAACGGUAAACAAGGGGAGUUCCAGGUAACAGGUGGUAGGGUUGAACUUCCCGGUGAACCAGAUUUGACAGCCUUAAAGGGUAUUGUUGUGGAAGAGCCCCCUGGCACCUUAACAAAUUCCGGAACUACUGCGGUCACUCCAACACAGGAACCCAAGGAUAGCGUCAAUCUGAGGGAUCCGGCCUCCUCUCAUGCCGUGAAACCCACUUCAACUACUCCACAACUUACUCCAGAUGGCAGGGAGGAACCCACAGCAGGUGGAAAUGAGGAACAGGACCAAGCAUUAGUGCCAUCGAACACAAUAGGAACAACAAGUAAGGAUACAUCAUCCCAGGGAGCAGGGAAAACAACACCUUUAAUACCCUUAGAACCCGUAGUACAUAGAAUAACAUUAGACGGCACUUUAACUGACGUCCAAGAUAAAGGUUUAAGAGUUCCAGAAUUACCAACAAAGAAAGCCCAAAGCAUCCCUAUCGCUGUUCCACUUGUUAGCAAGAUUGACAACCUUCCUGAACUCCUUACCCCAUACCUUCCUACCAUUCCCGUCUUCAUUGGUAUGUCUGCUAUGACUUAUCUCCUCUGGAAGUACUUUGCCUUUUUUGGUAAAGGAAGAAAACGUUACAGAAGAGCUUAUCAAGGACGUGGUCCUCCCCCCCUAGAAGAACAACUUCCUGAUCAUGUGGACGACCAGGAUGACGGUCCACAUGAAUAUACCUUAGUAAAGGAACGCAGACAACCAAGAUCUCUUCCAACGGGGAGAACGAAGAGGUCAAAAAAACAGGGCGUUGUUCGUCGCACUAUUAUUGAUAUUCAUUUAGAAGUCUUAGACGAAUGUCAAAAGGAAGACCUUCAUUCGACGAAAGAAGGCUUUUUUGAAAUUUUGGUUCAAGAGUUUAUGGGUUCCGGUUUUAGGGAGAAAGACUUUGUUCCUACGGAAGGUGUUGCUGAGGAACAGGUUUCAAGUUCAGAUUGCGAGUUUAGGGAGGAAGGCUUUGUUCCUAAGGAAUGUGUUCCUAAGGAUCAGGUUCAGGGUUCAGAUUCUGUGUUUAGGGAGGAAGAUUUUGUUCCAAAGGAAGGUAUUCCUAAGGAACAAGUUCAAGGUUCAAAUUCCGGGUUUAGGGAGGAAGACUUUCUUCCUAGGGAAGAAAUUUCUGUGGAACAGGUUCCAAGAUCAGAUUCCGGGUUUUAG